CCCAGCCGUCUCCUCCUCAGGGGGAGAGAGAGGGCAGACAUCCCUCUCCCCCUCCUCCUCCUCCUGCAUCCUUGCUCCCUCCUCUCCUCACGAGCCUGAGGAUGAGUAAUCCAAGCAGGGAGGAAGGGCGAGAGCUGCAGACGGAGUGAGUGAGGGAGGAUACCAGCAUCAUCAUCAGUGAACGUGCAGAGGCAGAGGAUGAAGAUUCAAACCCGUCCUGCAGGUCUCUCACUGCUGAGCGGCGUCCACCCGGGGAUGGCUAAUUCCUGGAGUGGGAGAGAAUCAGCGGAGUGAAUAUUUCUGCAUGCUGGUGGAUUUCACCUGCACUGGCUAGCUCCUGGAGAGUGUGUGCAUUUGUCUGUACGUGACUAAUAUCUGGAAGAGCUGGAGGGAGACGUGUUUUUCUGGAUGGUGCUGGUGUAAUUCCUGGAAGGGAGGCUCAUUGACUUAUGCUUUAAAACUGUGGGAUAAGACUGUUUCCUGAACACUAAGCCCCCGCUCUGUGCUUCCACAUGUGACGUAUCAGAGAUCUGGCUAAUAUCUGGAGUCUUUCAUUGUAACAGUGCCUCACUGCCCUACAUUCACCUCACACACACAAACACACACAGACACACUGCGCCUGGAACCUGGUUAAUCUCUGGACCAGCGUGUCUGGCAUGUUCUGCUUCUGCCUGCAGAGUUCCCUGCAGAAGCUCCAGGCUCUGGAGGUGGAGGGGGGGACAUCGCUGGGGUCAUCCCCCGAGGAGAGCCCCCCUCCUCUGGGCAGCAAGGAGCAGAAGAGCCCCCGUGGUCGGGCCGAGCUCGGAGGGAAGGAGGCGAAGACGCUGGCGCUUUGUCACGGCGUCCCUGCAGACGAGAACAGCCCGCCAGAGCUGCUGACGUUCCUGACCAGACCGCCACAGUCCCCGCGACACCCGCCGUUAACCGCCAUCCACCCCGGCCAGCAGCCCCCGACCCCCGACGUAGUGACGCCGCCGAGCCCCCACCACUCCCCCUACUCUCCUCAGAGGAGCAGCCCCGGAGGUGAAGGUGGACACGGCUCAGAUGGAGGCGGAGCUCUCCUCCAGCUGCUGGCGGGAGGUGCCAGCCCCCUGCCCUCCCCCCGCUGCUCCAGCCCAUGUCAGAGGUUUAACUCGGACCCGGACUCCGCCCCGUCGCCGCCGUGCAGCCAGCAGUACAUCCUGUGUCGGGGCGACAGGACGCAGGACUCGGAGGGCGAGCGUCCCUCGUCCGUGCCCUUCCUCACGAGACACAUCCAGACCCUGAAGAAGAAGGUCCGCAGGUUUGAGGACCAGUUUGAGCAGGAGAUGAACUACAAGCCGUCCCACAACGACAAGUACUCGAACCCGGAGAUGAUCCGAGUGAUGGGCGAACUGGCCAAGGCUCGCAAGCAGCUCAAAGAGCUGAGACUCAGGCAGUCGGUGUUCGAGUCGAAGGAGCAGGAAAGCGCAGACGUCUGCAGGUACGGCGCGGGGCAGCAGGGGGCGUCGGAGCACAAACCGGCUCUGGAGGAAACGGUGGAGUCCCUGUUCAGGCGGCUGAGAGAGAAGAGGCAGGCGCUGGGUCUCCCUGACAACAUGAAGACGUAUGUGGUGCCACCUCUGGACUGUGUGCAGGAGAUGACUCAGGCUCAGAUGGUGCUGGAGAAAAUCACUCUGCAGAAAUGUCUGCUGUACUUCGAGAGUCUGCACGGCCGGCCGGGAACGAAGCAGGAGAAGAACCUGGUGAAGCCUCUGUACGACCGCUACCAGAUGAUCAAACACUUGCUGUGUGCCAGCCCCACCAUCAGCACUAUCGAGGAAGAGGAUGGUUCUGAUGAAGACUGCGUGAGUUCGUUGGCCGUCGAUGAGCUUCCUGUCCCGCCGCCGCGCAGACCGGCCCAACCAGCAGCCGGCGAGGAAGACAGCGACCGGGACAGCGACCCGGCCUUCGUGUCGCCGUUAGACGAGGUGAAAGCCGUCCGGCAGCAAGAUGCUCUCACCACAGCGAACCUGCACGAAGCCUCCAGGUCUCAGCUGCUGGACUGUCUGCGGGAGACCCGGGCCGAGAAGAAGGCGAGGCGGAAGGUCCUGAAGGAGUUCGAGGACGAGUUUUAUCGACAGACCGGAAGAAUCUGCCAGAAAGAGGACCGAACGCCGAUGAAGGAGGAGUACCAGGAGUACAAACAGCUGAAAGCCAAACUGCGCCUGCUGGAAGUCCUCCUCAGCAAACAGGAAGUCGCCAUGUGAGGAAAACCCGAGUUAAACCGAGCCAGCAUCACUUCUCCCAGUCCGGAGGGAAACUCGUGAAACUCGUUUUCCUCACACGUUGAGCUUUUUCAUAUAAACUGAAUGUGCUCGAGUCCAGGUGGAAGCUGUGGCGUUAGUGGAGGAAGCUAAAAAUCACAAAGUGUGUGUUUGUUAACCAUGUGAAACACACUCAGGAAAGCAAUAAGAUCAACAAACAGCAGCUCGGCGCUGAAAGACGGCAGAAACCUCCUGAAACGUGCUCAUUGGACACAAACCAGGAGGGCGGAGUUUAGCCGGCGUCACGAGACAAAACAUCAGCUGUUUAAAGCGACCGCGUUCUUCUGCUUUAUGGUGUUUUGCAGAAACUCCACCUGAAAUAUUUAAUAAUCAAAUGAUUUUAUUGAUAUUAGUGCUGAGCUCAGUGAAUUCAACACGUGUUGAAAUCAAACAAUGGAAAACGACGUCUCUCUGGAGGUGAAAUCUAGUCAAUCUUUCAGCGUGUCGUCGCGCCUGAUUGCACGUCAGAGCUACAAACUGCAUGUUCGUCCAGAGGUGGAGGCUGUACAGGUCGACACCACCAGGAGACCCGGAGUCGCUGCUGAACGCGACUUCUUCAAUCAUUCAUGAUGAGUUUUAGCACUGAAGCUACCAAAACGUGUUCGGGUUAAGUUCACAGAGUUAAACACGCGCGGCCAUUUUUGGUGAGCGCACACUGAAUCUUCUCAUUUCAUUGGUUUCUUUUGUUCUGUCAGUUUCGCUGACAUCUGGUGUGUGUUGCCGUGGAGACGGAGGAAAUGAAGCGUUUGCGUCACUGAAGCGGGACGUUCAGGCGUCACUCGUGCCGGUGCAGAUGUAUUUAAGUCAGAGCGAUUUAUGCUGAAAAAGGACAUUUAAGUUUUUUCAGGUUGCUGUUGUAGCGACGGGUUGCUGCUGGAGUCUGUCGCGGUGCAGGCGCAUGCAGGCGGUGCAGGUGCAAGCAGGCGCAUGCAGGCGGUACAGGCGCGUGCAGGCGGUACAGGCGCGUGCAGGCGCAUGCAGGCGCGUG
This is a messenger RNA of Maylandia zebra (zebra mbuna), 3273 nucleotides long. NCBI's taxonomy places the organism in Eukaryota, Metazoa, Chordata, Actinopteri, Cichliformes, Cichlidae. The record is from RefSeq and is a predicted model, not a curated record.